Sphaeramia orbicularis (orbiculate cardinalfish) is the source of this 3196-nucleotide messenger RNA. RefSeq names its product neural retina leucine zipper (gene nrl). Gene Ontology annotation, cellular component: nucleus. The record is from RefSeq and is a predicted model, not a curated record. Lineage: Eukaryota; Metazoa; Chordata; Actinopteri; Kurtiformes; Apogonidae. The transcript has 5 exons. Gene Ontology annotation, molecular function: DNA-binding transcription factor activity, RNA polymerase II-specific; RNA polymerase II cis-regulatory region sequence-specific DNA binding. Gene Ontology annotation, biological process: regulation of transcription by RNA polymerase II. The coding region runs from base 374 to 1645 and encodes 423 amino acids.
GCAGUGGCACUCAGUGACAGAGUGCUAUACACACUCACAUGCGCACACACAGACACACUCUCUGUUUCCUCUGUGUCUCUUUCCAAACGUGUCAGUCAACCUAGUCAGUCCAUUAUUUUUGUGUGUGCGUGUGUGGGGGAGAUGUUGAAAAGAACCCGAAUCCAUCCUUCAUCUCUAUGACCGACGGACGAGGGAGACAGAGACAAGGACACAGGGUCAAGCAGGUUCUCCGAAAGAAAACUCACCCUGCUGUGUGCUUCCUGACACCACUACUGCUGCUGUCUAUGAGCUGCACUGAGGCAGAGGAGUGGACUUUCCAACUAUCCUGACACACGGAAAAGCCCUGUUGAAGCUCAGAGCAGCAGCAGACAUCAUGUCGUCUCCUUCCCUCCCCAUGCCUUCUCUCCCUCCCAGCCCUCUGGCCAUGGAGUACCUGAACGAUUUUGAUCUCCUCAAGUUUGAGGUGAAAUCUGACACUCCUCCGCUCCCUCCUCAGUGUACGUAUCCCAAAUCUGGUCUGCCCCAUGACCCCUCCAGCUCUCCAUACACCAGCCACCCUCCCCAAGACUCCAGUUUAAGCUCCAGCCCUUACAAUUCGCUGCCACCCUCGCCAACGCUCAGCGAUGCCCACCCGCCACCCUCUGGCUCUUCCUCUCUGUCCUCAUCAUCCUCCUCCAUCUCCUUCCCACUCUCCAUCUCCAACAGCUUCACCUCUGGAGUCAGCUCUGGCUCUCAGGGGAACGUGGAAAGCAGCCCGGCCCACGUCGGCCCUCAGGGUCCCACCCCGGCUUCGCUGGAGGACCUGAUCUGGCUUGCGGCACUGCAGCAACAGUUUGGGGGUGAAGUGACGGGGCCUGCCACAUUGCUGGGGGCCCUGGGAGGAGUACCAGAGCGAGGAGACAGAGAGAGGGGGGCGGUCAAUGGCUUUCUGGGUUGUGAGGAUGCUGUGGAGGCUUUGCUAAACUCAGCAGCUGCUGCUGUCAGCUCACAGUUUCCAGGUCUUUCUCAGAGUUCAAGUAGUAACCUUGGGGACUCCAGCAGUGACAGUGGAGGUGACAUCUCCUGUGCUAAAGGGGCAGACAUGUGCCAUCGUCCGCUCGUCUUCCUCUCAUCAGCACCCCCCUCACUCCCCAAUGCCGCCCCCAACUCAGCUCCAUACCCACAACCCCUCAGCCCACAGGGCCGCCUUCAUCACCACCAGCAUCACCAUCAUCAGCACCACCCACACCACCCCAUGCAUCACCAUCAUCACCAUCCGCAAGUCAAUCAGUGUGGGGUGAAUGAGCGCUUUUCUGAUGAGCAGCUGGUGAGCCUGUCAGUGCGCGAGUUGAACCGACACCUGCGUGGAGUGAGUAAGGAUGAAGUGGUGCGUUUGAAGCAGAAACGACGCACACUGAAGAACCGUGGCUAUGCCCAGUCCUGCCGCUACAAGCGCUUACAGCACCGCCACGCUCUGGAAUCUGAGAAACAUGUGCUCACACAACAGUUGGAGCAGUUACAGUGUGAGCUGACUCGAGUGCUAAGGGAGAGAGACACCUACAAGGCUCGCUACGAGAAGCUCCUCAGCACAAACCACAGCACUGGCGAUGCCCCGCCAACACGCGCAAACAACCCACCAUCCCCACCCCCUGACUACUUCCUCUGAGUUUAACCCCGGGGGGUGGGUGGGGAAGAAGAAGAACAAGACCAGCCAACUCAAUCAACUAUGAUAAUCAGACUUGGGGAAGAAAACAAGGAUGUGUGUGUAUGUGUGUGUGCAUGUGUGUGUUUGUGUUUGUGCAAAGGAGAGAGAGAGAGAGAGAGAGAGAGAGAUAAGUGAAAGAGAGACAUUGGCAGGUUACAACUGUGAAAUCCACCCCUGAGUGACUAAAGAGGAAUUGACUGUUAAUUCAUAGCAUUAGAUUCAGCUUUAGGCUGCUUCUUGAGCUCAGUUUUGCUUCACUGUGAAUGACAGUUGCACAAACCUUUGCUGAGACGUCUUCAAAAUGAUUUGCUGGAGAUAUCCGUGCAAUGGUCGACAAAAGAAUUUUAAAAGGGCUUUAUCCUGCAUUAACAGUAUUAGUAGUUCCUGACACUGCUGAGCAUAUGAUCUACGCAAUAUAACAGAGCUGAUAUACCUGCAACGGACUCUCCAAAAUGUCUGAGGCAAGGCUAAAACUGUAGUUUUUUUUUUUUUUUUUAAUUUAUUUUUUUCAUUUUUUUUUUUUUAUAAUAAGCUGCUAAAGCUGCAGAGGUCUGUGUAGUGCAGUGGUGCUGGAUGUGGAGUGGUAUGGGCUUGGAUAAAGUAUCCAUGGCAUGCAGUUGUAUUUGCCAGCUAACAUUUCACAGUUGCCUACCAAAGUGUUGAAGCUCACCAGAACUUGUUAUUCUUUGUAAGAUGAAUAAUCAUAGAUUAAAGAAUGUACAAGGAUCCCUUUGAUGUGGAUCUUUCAGUGAUUGUGCUAAAUGAACAGUUCAAUAUUAAUCUGGUGUUGUAGCAAAGAUACAUCUUCUAAAAAAUCUACCUUUUGCUAGUUGGAAGUGGCCACUUUCUGCCAUUACCAGUAACAAAAAGACUUGCUGUUUGCUCUCUGUUUGCUCUUAAAAAUGGGUUUUAAAAAAAGAAGUGGAGCUGGUAGUAUGCUUAACUAAAGCAACUGCAUCUGGUGAAAGAGACAAAUCACAAGGAGGGAAGGAGUAUGGCAUGAUUUGUGUGGUUGUGGCCGGUUCUCCAGAAUAAACUGAGCUACAGGAACAAUCAUCAUAUUAAUGCGACAUGCAGCACCACAGAGCUGGUCACUGUGGACUCGAGUACUGUGGGCUGGGAAUGCAAAAAUACAUUAAGGAUGCAGGGAAAAAAUGCAAAAAAAAAAUCUCUUCGUGGAGACAACUUCUUAACUGUCCCAUGAUAUCAUUGCCAGGGUUUAUGCAUUAGAGCUAUAUAUUUUGUUUGGGUGUAGGUUAAAUACAUUGUUCUUUUAUUUAUUCACUUAUUUAUUCAGUAUUUAUUCAUUGUUUGUUUAUGUACUAUUCUGAUUAUUUUACUUCACUGGUUUUAUUUCAUUAGGGUGUAUUUUUACUUUCCUACAGUUUAUUAUUUUAUCCAAUUGUGAUUAGGAUUAACAUUACUACAUACAUAAUGACCAUUAUCAUGGUUUCCUGCUCCUGUUGUAGUGUGGUUUCAUGUGCAUAUGAAAUAAACAAAGUACUUUACCAU